AUGUCUGAUAUUCAGCGGGAAGACAUGAGCACCCAAUACCACAUGUCGAGAAGCGUGGUCCACACGGAAAGCUACUCGGCGGGUCACGCUGCCGAAGAAUUCGUCGCUUCUGCGGAACGCGAGAAGAGAGAGCUUCAAGGCCUCAACGACCGUCUCGAAGUCUACAUCGGUCGCGUGAAGCAGCUCGAAGAGAAAAACCGUUCUCUUGUCCUCGAAUUGGAUCAACUGCGCGCAUCGUUGGGUGGAGAAGUUGGACAAAUUAAGUUCAAAUACAGUGACUCAUUGACGAAAACUCGCGGGGAGAUUCGCGACGCUCGCGGAGGAACCAUCGGAAUUGAAGUUAAAGUUCAUCGACUUCAAGACGACCUUAAUGAUUACAGAUACAGAUAUGACGAGGCAAGACGUGAAGCUGAAAAGGAAAAAGCCUCAUGGUCCUCUUCGAUUGCUCAAGCUUCAGCUGAACUUGAGAGCAGCAAAUCGCGUUACAACGCUAUCCUCGAAGAGGAAAAGAGAUUGUGGGCCGAGCAAGACAAUCUGUACGUCGAGCUCGCCGCUGCCAAGGAUGAGCUUGAUGCCGCUAUCGCUGACCGCAUGCGUCUCCAGCAUGAGGAGGAGGGAUUGAAGGCCGAAUUGGAAUUCCUCGGACGUGUGCACGUUCAAGAAAUCACCGAACUCCGCACCCUUCUCACUCAAGCGCCAGCCGACACACGCGAAUUCUUCAGAAACGAAUUGGCACUCGCCAUCCGCGAUAUCAAGGCGGAAUAUGAAAAGAUCGUCACCACAUCGAGACUUGAUCUUGAGACCAUCUUCCAGAGCAAGGUUUCUGCCGCUCAAGCCUCGGCUGAGAGCCGCAAUGAAUUGAGCAUUCACCGACAAGAGGAGAUUCGUAAGAUGACCGAAUCGAUCUCGAGCGUCCGCGCGAGACUCUCUGAGCUCGAAGCCAAGAACGCCGCCCUCGAGAGAGAAGCAUCGAACCUUCAAUUGCAACUCAGCGAAGACCAGAGAGCGUACGAGACCGAACUCCAGAAGAGAGACACCGCCCUCCGAUUCAUGCGCGAGGAUUGCCAGACGCUCAUCGCUGAAUUGCAAGCCCUCCUUAAUACCAAGCAGACUCUUGACACUGAAAUCGCCAUCUACCGUAAAUUGGUGGAGUCGGAAGAAAACAGGUUGGAAUCCGAUUACCUAAUAGUCACUAAGCUAGUCGGAAAGCUUAUCGUCGAGACGGACAGAUUUGAUUCUGGAGAGGUUGCGACGCGCACGACAUUCAAACGAUAUGCGAAAGGAAACAUCAUCAUUGCUGAAUGCGACGCCACUGGAAAAUAUGUGAUUCUUGAGAACGCCGGAAGCACGGCCGAAGACAUCAGUCGUUAUCAAAUCAGAAGAGUCGUUGACGGAGUGCACACGUUCACGUACACUCUUCCACCAAACACCAUUCUUCGUGGACACUCGCACAUCAAGAUCUACGGAAGAAACGCCGGCGGAAUCCAUUCGCCACCAGACUCCAUUGUUAUGGAAUCGUAUCCAAGCUGGGGAACAGGAACUGAAAUGAACACGAUUCUUUACAACCGCGAAGGAAUCGAACGAGCUUCAUACAACCAGCACAAUGAAAAACGUUAA
Molecule: messenger RNA, 1617 nt
Organism: Caenorhabditis bovis
Lineage: Eukaryota; Metazoa; Nematoda; Chromadorea; Rhabditida; Rhabditidae
Source: the annotation of a GenBank genome assembly